Messenger RNA from Melampsora larici-populina 98AG31, 1495 nucleotides. RefSeq lists its product as uncharacterized. The record is from RefSeq and is a predicted model, not a curated record. Lineage: Eukaryota; Fungi; Basidiomycota; Pucciniomycetes; Pucciniales; Melampsoraceae. Bases 44 to 1246 code for a protein of 400 amino acids. Gene Ontology annotation, molecular function: pyruvate dehydrogenase (acetyl-transferring) activity. Gene Ontology annotation, biological process: pyruvate decarboxylation to acetyl-CoA. The transcript is spliced from 7 exons.
AACUGAUAAGGGAAAACUACUUCAUACCAUUCCAUCAACCACCAUGCCAUCUCAAUCAAUCCUUCGACCAGCUCUUCGUAACUUACGAUUCACUCACUCUCGUCCUACCCCCAUCUCGACUCCGAGUUCAGCAAACCUACGAUCUUCACUCAAUGCAUAUGCUGAUUUAUCUCGUUCAGCCAUUCAAUGUACCGCACAAGCUCGUGUCAAUCGAUUAACUUCAAGACUUGCUAGUUCGGCUGGUGGUGAAAUCCAAAUGACAGUUCGAGAUGCUUUGAAUACUGCAAUGGAAGAAGAAAUGAAUUUAGAUGAAAAGGUUUUUAUUAUGGGUGAAGAAGUCGCUCAAUACAAUGGUGCUUAUAAAAUUACUAAGGGACUUUUAGACAAAUUUGGAGAAAAACGAGUGAUUGAUACACCCAUUACUGAGUCUGGAUUUGCAGGUAUGGCUGUCGGUGCUGCUCUUGCUGGGCUUCGGCCGAUUUGUGAGUUCAUGACUUGGAAUUUUGCCAUGCAGGCAAUCGAUCAAAUUGUCAACUCUGGUGGUAAAACAUUUUACAUGUCUGGUGGUAGCACACCUUGUCCAGUCGUCUUCAGAGGUCCAAACGGUGCUGCAGCUGGAGUGGCUGCUCAGCAUUCUCAAGAUUAUUGUUCAUGGUAUGGUCAGGUCCCCGGUCUUAAAGUAGUCUCACCCUGGUCAGCCGAAGACGCCAAGGGACUUCUGAAAGCCGCAGUCCGAGAUCCUAACCCAGUGAUCGUCUUAGAAAAUGAAAUCCUCUAUGGACAAUCAUUUCCAAUGUCAGUAGAAGCUCAAUCGGAGAACUUUUUACUUCCGAUUGGAGAAGCCAAAGUAGAAAGAGUCGGAAAGGAUGUUACAGUCGUUGCACAUUCUAGAAUGGUCGGCUUGAGUAUCGAAGCAGCUGAAGCUUUACAUAAAUCUGAAGGCAUUCAAGCCGAGGUGAUUAAUCUUCGAAGUAUUCGACCUUUGGAUAUUGAGACUAUUACUGCUAGUGUUAAGAAGACUGGACGACUGGUCGUUGUGGAGGGAGGUUUCCCUAUGUUUGGUGUUGGAUCUGAAGUCGUUGCUCAAAUUUGUGAGUCUGAAGCAUUUGAUUACCUCGAUGCUGCACCCGAGCGUGUAACAGGAGCCGAUAUCCCUACACCUUAUGCUGCCAAUCUUGAAAACUUGGCAUUCCCAGAUGUACCAGUGAUUGAGAAAGUGAUUCGUAGAUCAUUAUAUAAGUUUUGAUGAAAGAUUGACGGAUUAAAAUUUGUUAAGAUGAUCUCUUGAGAUGAAAAUCACUUUUGAUUUCUUCUUCUACUUUGAACUCUUUUGUAUAUGAGAUUCAUAUUUUUAGAAAAACUUGAAGAUUCAUUACAGCAAAAUCAAUACCAUUUAAGGAAUCUAGGUUUGGUUGAAAAUCAGUUUGAAAAUCAAUUAUCUUGGUUACUUUUAGAAUUGCUUGGAACUUGGAAUCAAGUUCUUUUUUGUCUUGUC